GGACUGGAUGGGAGGAUCCUAUGAUCAGAUCAGUUUCAGGCGAGAACACGCUCCUGGGCAAAGAAGCUUGAGAGAGGCCAGAACAACUUCUAGACAAGCUGCUGUGGAAAAUCUCCUGCGCCCAGGCUCUUAGAGUCCUUGCUUGGCGCCUGCCUGCAUCCUCCUGAGGCUGCACCGUGCGAUGGCGGUCCCUGUGCUCCGGAGCCUGCUGCUGACCCUCUGGGUCUUCAGUUUUGUUGGUGAAGCCUGUAAAAAGGUGACACUUCAUGUACCUUCAACACUAGAGGCAGACAAGAUCAUCGGAAGAGUUAGUUUGAAAGAGUGUCUCAGCUCGGCUGAUGGCAUCACGCCAAGUGAUCCUGAUUUCAGAGUUCUAGAUGACGGAUCAGUUUAUCCCACCAGAGCUGUUGUAUUGUCUGAUGAGAAAAGAUCAUUUACCAUUCAGCUUUCUGAUUCAAAGAUGCAAACACAGAAAGAGAUCACUGUAAUCCUGGAGCACAAGAAGAAGGUACUGAAGAAAAGACACACUAAGGAAACUGUCCUCAGGAGAGCCAAGAGAAGAUGGGCACCCAUUCCCUGUUCGAUGCAAGAAAAUUCCUUGGGUCCUUUCCCAUUGUUUCUUCAACAGGUUCAAUCUGAUGCAGCUCAGAACUACACCAUCUUCUACUCAAUAAGUGGGCGUGGUGCUGACCAGGAACCAUUGAAUUGGUUUUACAUCGAGAGAGACACUGGGAAUCUAUAUUGUACUCGGCCUGUGGAUCGUGAAGAAUAUGAUGUUUUUGAUUUGAUCGCCUAUGCAUCCACUGCAGAUGGAUAUUCAGCAGAUUUACCUCUCCCACUGCCCAUCAGAGUAGAGGACGAAAAUGACAAUCAUCCUCUUUUUACAGAAGCAGUUUAUAAUUUUGAAGUUCCAGAAAGCAGUAGACUUGGUACUGUAGUGGGAACGGUUUGUGCCACGGAUAGAGAUGAGCCUGACACAAUGCACACACGCCUCAAGUACAGCAUCUUGGAGCAGAGCCCACCAUCACCUGGGCUCUUUAAUGUGCACCCCGACACCGGCGUCAUCACCACUGUGUCUCACUACCUGGACAGAGAGGUUGUAGACAAGUACAAACUGAUAAUGAAAGUCCAGGAUAUGAACGGCCAAUUUUUUGGACUAAUCAGUACAUCGACUUGUAUCAUCACUGUGCAGGAUUCCAAUGACAAUGCGCCCACGUUCAGACAAAAUGCCUAUGAAACUGCUGUGGAGGAAAAUACAUACAAUGUCGAAGUCUUGCGCAUACCUGUAGAUGAUAAGGACAUGGUUAGCAGUGCCAACUGGAAGGCAAAUUUCACCAUCUUAAAAGGAAAUGAAAAAGGCUGGUUCAAAAUCACAACAGACCCAGCGACAAACGAGGGUGUUCUGUGUGUUGUGAAGCCACUGGAUUAUGAAGAAAAUCGUCAAGUGACCUUAGAGAUUGGUGUGAACAACGAAGCUCCAUUCAUUAGAGAUGUUGCAAACCGAAUACCCACCAUGAACCGGGCCGUGGUUACAGUUCAUGUGAGGGAUCAGAAUGAGGGACCAGAAUGCAAGCCCCCUGAGCAAUACGUGCGCAUCAAAGAGAACUCAGCAGUUGGGUCUAAGAUCAACGGCUACAAGGCCUACGACCCUGAAACCAAGAAUAGCAAUGGCUUAAGGUACAAAAAAUUGCAGGAUCCUAAAGACUGGGUCAGCAUUGAAGAAAUUUCAGGGUUGCUCACCAUAUCAAAAAUCCUAGACAGAGAAACCAUGGCUCCCAGAAAUGACUUAUACAAUAUUACAGUCAUGGCAAUUGACCAAGAGGGUAAAUCAUGCACAGGAACACUUGCAGUGAACAUUGAGGAUAUGAAUGACAACGCACCAGAGAUAAUUCAAGAUUAUAUUGUCAUCUGCAAGCCAAAGAUGGGAUAUACAGACAUUUCAGCUGUGGAUCCUGAUGAACCCAUCCAUGGCCCUCCCUUUCAGUUCAACUUGGCAAACUCUCCUCCAGAAGUUAACAGAAUCUGGACCCUCAACCAAGUUAAUGAUACAGCUGCCCGCCUGUCUUAUCAGAAAACUGCGGAUGUUCAAAUAUACAACAUUCCUGUUACCGUAAAAGACAGAGCAGGCCAAUCUGCAACCAAAACCUUGAGAGUGAACCUGUGCGAUUGUACUCAUCCCAGCCAAUGUCUGGCCAGAUCAAGGAGUGCGGGAGCCACCCUGGGGAAGUGGGCCAUCCUUGCCAUCUUGCUGGGCAUUGCUCUGCUAUUUUCGGUACUGCUAACUUUAGUAUGUGGAGUUGUUACUACCAAAAAAGGAAAGCAUUUCCCUGAAGAUUUAGCACAGCAAAACUUAAUUAUAUCAAAUACUGAAGCACCAGGGGAUGACAGAGUGUGCUCUGCCAAUGGGUUCACCACUCACACUGCCAACAACUCCAGCCAAAACUUCUGUGGCACAAUGGGGUCAGGAAUGAGGAAUGGUGGGCAGGAGACCAUUGAGAUGAUGAAAGGACACCAGACCCUGGAUUCCUGCCGUGUGGCUGGACAUCACCACACUCUGGAUUCCUACAGGGGAGGAAACAUGGAGACUGACAACUGCAGAUACACUUACUCCGAGUGGCACAGUUUCACACAGCCGCGACUUGGUGAGAAAUUGCAUGUGUGUAAUCAGAACGAAGAACACAUCCCGUCCCAAGACUAUGUCCUCACCUAUAACUACGAAGGCAGGGGAUCUCCAGCUGGCUCUGUGGGCUGCUGCAGCGAAAAGCAGGAAGAAGAGGGACUCGAUUUUUUAAACAACUUGGAACCCAAAUUUCUUACAUUGGCAGAAACGUGCACCAAGAGAUAAUGCUACUGGGUUACAAUUAGAGAUGGCCUUAGCAGAUAUUCCAGAAGUUUGAAACAAGGAUCCUGUAAAACAGACUCACUACUUACACAAAAUGGUCUUGAGUUAUGCUGACUUGAAGUGUGAUAUUGACUGUAGUCUAGUGUGAAUUGAUACAUAUUCAGAAGAAAGUAUUUGUGAAAUUCUGAUCUUUUCCGGGUCUAUGUGCUGUGUGUAACUCUCCUGCAAAGUGGGGUAGGAGCAGUGUGCUCCAGUUCCUAGUCUAUCACAGGGUCAUGACCCUUGCGGCAUGCAGGGCAUGUGUCUCUACUAAGUGCUGCUAGGGUAUACCCACAUUGUGUGUCCAGGAGCUUAUGCACACAUAAGGAACUUUCUCCAUUUUGCAGUCUUCCUCUUACCAAUUUGUACUGUUAAAGCAAUUUGUCUCUGACCACUUUUCAAAGAGCACAAAGGUUAAACUAGAGGACCUGAAGUGUUCAAGCAGCAGUAUUGGAGGCCACUAAGGUCUGUAAAGGAUGCACCCUGCUGUGAGGAUAUCUUCCUAACAAAUGACUGGUGUAAACUACUAGUUUGAAAACAGUUAAGUUGUACCAACAUCACAUCCUUCUAUGGAUGGUUUAAGAAACAAACAAAACAUUAAGGAAGAAGGUUUCAGAGCAGAAAAAACCUUAUGAUAGGUUACAUUUAAAACUUUUGGACCUGCCUCCUUCUAUUUUCAGGAUCAAAUGCUUUAUUGGACUUUGGAAACAAAAUUUUGCAAGCUAGCCUAAUGUGUGUCAGCACGGUCUGAAACCAGUGUUUAUUUGUAACCAAAGUACACAUCCGAGUGACAUUUAAAAUGCGAAGGCAACAAAAAGGAAAAUGACAAUUGAAAAUAAGGCUCUGUGUGACUUAUCUUGUAACAAGAAAUCAGAAUCUUAAAGGAGCAGACUCCCUUCUGCCAGGUUACUGUGGGCUGUGUGACACUUAAACGUGCCAGCUCUUGUCUGCUUGAGUAAUUUGUUUAAAUUUAGAAACAAAAAUUGUAGUUUUAUUGGGGAAGAAAGAGACAUCCACAUGGAAGAGUAGAUUCACUUUGAGGAUAUAUAAAAAUCUGUACAUCCAAACAUUAGAAGCCAUCUACGGGAUCUGGCCCUGUACCCACUCUACUGCUGGGGCCUACAGCUUCCUGUUUACAGAAAGGAUAUGGUUUUCUUGGGACCUAUUGUUGACAGCCGCUGAAAUUACAUGCUUUCUUCUACUUUUUUCCUCUCCUCUUCUUCUUUUUUUUAAUUUUACUUUGGGGGAAUUGGAUUACCUCUAUAUAUUGGUACUGGCUAGCCUCAAACUUACAGUCCUCCUGUUUCAGUCUCUGGAUAUUAGAAUUAUAGGCAGAUGCCACCAUUCUUGUUAUUGAAAUAGAGCCUUGUCCUUUAAGUCUGGAGCCUUUGCGGCACUGGGAGACAGCUGGGGAAACUGUUGUUACCUUCCUAGCUAUUGACUCAGAAUCGUAGCUCUGUUUCCAGAACCCAUUCGGACUUUAUGGAAAGGAGCUCCAGCAGCAUUCCAGAGACCCAGCCUACCUUUUCCUGUUUGCCAAAGCUGCCGGAAAGCCCUGCAGCAGAUUCACUGAGCUGGCAAAACCUUCUAGAAACUCAAUCAUCCUUCAGUGUGACUUUAUUUUUAUUUUUAUCAGUUCGCUUUGUUAGUGGGGGUUUAUCACCGACAGAAGAAACAGAAACUUUGGAUCUAUGCAGGCAAGACACUUUUCAGACCUCUUCUCAUUUGGAAUAUGAGAUCAGGAAAGAGGGCUGCAAUGAGGGAUGUAACUCAACCUGGCAUAGACAAAAUAAAGGAUUUAAGUAUGAGCGCUGUAUAAAACAGACAUGGUGGCAACAUGCUCGUAGCCCCAGCGCUUGGGAGCAGGGAGAAACAGGAGGAUGGAGGGAGUUCAAGGUUCUCCAUAGUUAUGUGAGAAGCUUGAGGCCAGUUUAGGUUACAUGAGUCUUUGGAUGGGCCAUAACUGUUGCACUGGUCAAACCUCAUAUGGAUCCAAGAUUCUGAUUCGAAUUUUUAAAUUUUUCCUAAUUUUAUUUUACCCUGAGGGUUACUUUCAUGAUAGAUCUUUGAAAUUGUCGAUUUGUUUUUUGUUCACGACAUCAUAUAAUAUUACUCUCUUCUCGCAUGUAAAGUUGAAAAUUGUGCUAUUUUAGUGUGUAAGAAAAACAGCUCUCCUUUUGUAACACUUUCCUUCCCUCCUCUAGGUUUUUAUGUAAAUGUACAGACCAUUUUUUUUCUUACAUUUAUAAGGAAACAGUUAACUCUCUAAAGAGCAAUUGGAGUUUGUUUUUCAAUGUUAUAAACAACUUUAAUUUGACAAUUAAAUUGCUUUGGAAACUUGUCAAAUAAAAAUAAGCAAGCAUUGGA
Molecule: messenger RNA, 5248 nt
Organism: Arvicanthis niloticus (Nile rat)
Lineage: Eukaryota; Metazoa; Chordata; Mammalia; Rodentia; Muridae
Source: RefSeq, a predicted model, not a curated record